UCGCGUAGUACGAAGGAAUCAGCACUCCAACAGGUGUUCCUUCUUCCAAUUCAAUCUUUCAAAUACGGGUAACAACAAUUUAAUUCGCCAGGAGCGGUCGAGCCGCCAAGAAAAAGAAUUACAAAAGUUUAUGUUUUUAUUUCAAAAAUAUUUUGUGCAAAAAUAAAUUUUUUCCAAAGGAAGUAGGAGUGACGAAAAAAAUCACACCUUUAACAAGCGGAAGUAAAACUAGAUUGCUUGAUAACAGCGGCAAGGAGGCGAGGCUUACGAUUGAAUAUACUAUAACUAAGUAGUUGACUUUCACCCAUUUUGGCUUCUCACCAUUACAGCAAACACGAUUAAAAUGUCUCAUCCGGCCGCCUGCUACAAGGGUAUCAUUUUGUUGGCCACAUUCACUGUACUGGCGCAUUACGCAUUCGAACCAGUAUUCGCUGGUAGUGGCGGAAGAGACGAGCCUAAACAAUCAGAAUAUAAUGUGCUGGAUGAAAAUAACUACGAACACCUAACACCACACAAGCGUCCUUCCUUUUUUGUGGGCAGCCGAUAUGGACGAUCCGGCGGCGGUAUAGGACUUAGCUCUUCAAAGAUCCGUCGACUCAGUGUAGUCCCACGCAACGAUCGCUUCUUCUUGGGCUCACGCUAUGGUAAGCGAGCUGAAGGCAACUCGGCCGCUGAACUCUUUUCUCCCUACGAAAAACAAACCGCCGAUGACAAUGUAGAUGGUUUUGCUUUGCAACAUAUGGGGGAUAACAAACUAGCAUACAGUGAACACGAAAAUUUUUCAGAGAAGCAACAGCAACAACAACCCCAAUUGCAAUCAUCUUCCAUGAUAUCCUGUGUAUAUACUGGUUUUAGAAACUACUAUCGAUGCCGCAAUAUUGAUGAGAUUAACAACAUCAUCAACCAGUUGACGGUUGCGCAUAGCAUUGAGGAAGGAAAGUAAGCGAUACGAUUUAUAGCAACAGCUUCAGUCUCAACUAACAAUAUCGCAAAACCAACAACGGUAACUAGAUUCAUAGAAGGCAUGAUAUCAGUAGUAAAAAGAAAACAUUCAUAGUUUACAGCAGAAAAAAUACACCUUCUUGUGAAACGAAAAUAAAAGCUGAGAUACAAGAAAAUGAUGCGGGCAAUCGGAAAAAACUACAAAAGGAAACGCUUGAAAAUAAAGAAAUAUUUAACUAACAAAUAAAAUAGCAUAUUUACACCGAAAGGUGAAAUUAAAAUUUAAAAAAGGGCUGGAUAAAUUUUAAUUCUCACUACAUACACAAACAUAACCAAAAGACCAAGCAUACACAAGUAUGUAUAUUUAUACAGAUAUUUAAUUUAAAAGGUGGAAAUGUUGUAUAUGUAUG
Anastrepha obliqua is the source of this 1352-nucleotide messenger RNA. RefSeq lists its product as uncharacterized. The transcript is spliced from 4 exons. NCBI's taxonomy places the organism in Eukaryota, Metazoa, Arthropoda, Insecta, Diptera, Tephritidae. The record is from RefSeq and is a predicted model, not a curated record. The coding region runs from base 344 to 943 and encodes 199 amino acids.